AUGGAUAAAGCUAAGGAAUUAUUAGGAAGCUUUGAUUUCUCUGAAUUGAAAAAUUUACUUCUAAAAUGUAAUUCUGAGACAUUUUUAAAAUUUAAUACAUUUACACUUUCUGUAGCUAUAAUUAUAGGUAUAGCUUCGGUAUAUGCUGCUAAUUAUUUACUUAACACCUGCAGUAUGGAAAGAACAGAAAAAGACUUAGAUGAUGAAGUAAUUAAAAUAAGAGCAGAUCAAAAAAGUAGUAAAAAAGACGAAGCAGAGAAAAAUGCCAGUUGUUCAUAA
Plasmodium malariae is the source of this 279-nucleotide messenger RNA. RefSeq lists its product as uncharacterized. The record is from RefSeq and is a predicted model, not a curated record. Bases 1 to 279 code for a protein of 92 amino acids. Lineage: Eukaryota; Apicomplexa; Aconoidasida; Haemosporida; Plasmodiidae. The transcript has 2 exons.